AUGAGCACUAACCAAAGGCAGUAUUUAACUUGCAGGAGCUCUCUUAUCAGCUAUGGUGUGACUGAAGUUAAUGGUGUAGAAAGAUUAACAGGUCCUGGCACUGAUGUUCAGCCAGAAACUGAUGUUGAAGUUAACCCUAUUUGGCCCCGCAGGCUUCAAGAUAUGUGUGAUGAAUUACUAGGCGAAACCCCUGAUGAAAAGACCCUGUACAAUAUAUGGUUAAGUGGGAAUUCUUUGGUGGAUUACUUGUGCAAAGGUGAUGGGCUUUUUGCAGCAUGUUCCUCUGACUGGGGUCCAUGGCCUGGUGAUGAUUAUGAUGAUUAUGAAGACGGAGAAGAAUUUGACUAUAUUCAUGAUGAGUUUUGAUAAAUAAUUCUUUGGGUAAGUCUUAGUAUAACAUUAGAGAUUAUGUACUGCAACAUUUUAGCGUGAUUUUUACAAUAUUUUUCUCACAAUGAAUUGCACUUCAUCAGUUUUAGAACUAAUCAUGAAAAAACAAUUUAUUGAAAUAUUAGCAAGAAUUUAUUUACUCUGCCUUGUAGAGAGUCAAUGAUUUUUCUGUGUCUGGCAGAAUAAUAAUGAUGAUAACUUUAUAUUGUAGUCAUUUAUGCAUUUGUAUCUCAAAUUUAAGGUCACAUCAAUUGGUUAUAAAUGUACUUUUAAGGUUUGUAGUGUUGUAAAAUGCCAGGAAAGUUUCAGGGUUUAAUUUUUAUCGUGCCAUUUGCUUUUAGGGACCAUUGGCAAUUAUUUAUUUUCUAGAGUUUUAUUUUUAUGUACACUGAGUACAGUAUAAGGUACAAUUUACAGUUACCACCAUUUGUAUGUUUACCCUGAAAAUUCAUCAUUUUAUUGAGAAUGUUGAAUUAUCAAAAGGUACAUAGUGAAAUUGUUGAUAGUA
Molecule: messenger RNA, 898 nt
Organism: Macrobrachium nipponense
Lineage: Eukaryota; Metazoa; Arthropoda; Malacostraca; Decapoda; Palaemonidae
Product: marginal zone B- and B1-cell-specific protein-like
Biological process (GO): regulation of B cell proliferation
Cellular component (GO): endoplasmic reticulum chaperone complex; extracellular region
Source: RefSeq, a predicted model, not a curated record